Molecule: messenger RNA, 1145 nt
Organism: Melanotaenia boesemani (Boeseman's rainbowfish)
Lineage: Eukaryota; Metazoa; Chordata; Actinopteri; Atheriniformes; Melanotaeniidae
Gene: rnf32
Product: ring finger protein 32
Exons: 7
Coding region: 58-1116 (352 amino acids)
Molecular function (GO): protein binding
Source: RefSeq, a predicted model, not a curated record
CAGUGAUGUAAUGAGCAGAGUUGGUAACCUGGCAACCACUCAAACAUUGCUGAUAGGAUGGCAAUGCGGAAGAACAUGAAGACUAAAGUCAGCAGCAACUUGGUGUUUGCUUCAGUUGCAUUUCAAGACCACAUCAUACGGACCUUGCUGCCUCCAGAUUUUUCAUAUUCUGACCCUUUCAUGGGGUGCACCAGAGCAUCAUCCCGAGUUCACCAAGCAAGAAAAAAAGCGAAGAGUCGGCAAAGACCAGAUGGGCAAGAGGAGAAAGAAUAUGUUCUUGAUCUUGCUUCACCUUCUUUAACAUUAGCUCAGAAGUUGGGUUUGGUGGCUUCCCCAGGAGAAAGAUUGACAGAGGACGAAUGGACCCAGGUCAAGAUGAGGUCUCUUCUACAGAAGGAAUCAGCUCAGCCAUGUGCUAUAUGCAGGGAGGAGUUCCUACUUCAGCCUCAGGUGUUGCUAUCUUGUUCUCACGUAUUUCACAGAGCAUGUCUGCACUCUUUCGAGAAGUUUUCUGGGAAGAAGUGCUGCCCAAUGUGCAGAAAGGAGCAGUACGAAACACGUGUGAUCUAUGAUGCAGCUCAACUUUACCGACAAAAGUGUGCUAUUAGAAUUCAAGCAUACUGGCGAGGCUAUGUUGCCCGUAAAUUGUACAGAAACAUGAAAAAAACUAAGUGCCCAAAAGACAAGAAGCUGAGACGGAAGUUCUUUGAGGAAAAGUUGCAGGAGUUGAAUGACAGCUUUGUGCGAUAUUGUCACACCGACACGGAGGCUUUUCUGAGUGAUAUCGACCGCUCACUGUCAUCAAGCAGACGAGUGUUCCAGCAGCUGGAAAGAAAGAGAGCUGCUGAACCUCAGGAGAACGAUUGGAACCGCAUAGAGAGCCAGGUUAUCCAGAGAGGAGUCUGGGACUGCCCCAUCUGCCUGACUGCAAUGUGCAACUACAGCCUUCAAGUGGAGUCUGCUAGAUCCAGCCACCAACAAGUUAGACACACCGUACUCCUGUCCUGUUCCCACCUGUUCCAUCAGCUCUGUUUAGAGGCCUUUGAGGCCUUCACUGCAGAUAGCAGACCUAGGUGUCCACUAUGUAGAUCUACUUAUCACAAAAAACUUCUCUAACAAGGAAGAGAUGGCAUUUUUCAAUAGUA